This is a messenger RNA of Spodoptera frugiperda (fall armyworm), 1898 nucleotides long. RefSeq lists its product as uncharacterized. The transcript is spliced from 5 exons. The record is from RefSeq and is a predicted model, not a curated record. The coding region runs from base 351 to 1898 and encodes 515 amino acids. NCBI's taxonomy places the organism in Eukaryota, Metazoa, Arthropoda, Insecta, Lepidoptera, Noctuidae.
ACUGAUUUCUAACAAGCUAGCAAUCAUCAACUUGAGCAUAAUUUUAAACCAAUCUUCUUUUGAAAUAACGGCUUUUUAAACCACAGCGACAAGUGUUGCCAGACUUAAAAUAUAUAUUACAAAACGGUAGCUUUUAUUAAGUGAACAGUUUACGAAAUUACAAAGAGUGUGCAGAUAUUAUUAUGUUCAAUUGACUUGAAUAAAAGUCCUUCUGCUUCGUUUCAACAAAACAAAUCAACUCUCGCUCGUUAAGUUUAAAAUAAAGACACAAAAUGGCGGCUACUGUACCAGCUGCCUCACACAUGAAGUUCUAUUUAUUUCAUAAUUAACGUUACAGUGUGUAGACAACUAUGAAAGCAAUAUUUAUAACUAUAUUUCUAAAUUAUGAAUUGUUCCUCUGUAAAACUGUACAUAAAAAAACAUUAAACGAAACAUUCCUAACGAGAAACCUGCACAGAUCGCUGAUAGAAAUCGACUCCCUCCUCAGAGGAGUACAGAAAGAAAUACAGAAAGAGAGGAAAAUAAUCAAAACCCAAUUAGAUUAUGAACACGCAAUAAUACCAGAAGACAGUAACGUUCUAGGUUAUGACGUCACAGAUCUCUUUUGGGGUGAAACCGGAGUCGAAGGAGUCACCCAUGAGGAUGUGACAUCCACCUUUCUACCAACACCACCCACUCCCCCCCCUACGGAAGAAGAUUAUGGAGAGGCUUAUGAGGAGAACACAGAACCGCCUAUACCCCCGCCCCCACCUACUACUACUAUGGAAAUUAACACCAACUACCCUGGCUACCCUUACGAACCACCCCCUUUUAACCCAAUAGGUUAUGAGCCGGAAAACACUCCGACGCCUCGAAAUGACUCAUUCGAUUUUCUAUUGACACCACCUAUCUUUGAUACUACGACAAGAAGUCCCUACGAUGAAGUUAAAGGGUUACCUACAACUCCCACACCAGUAGAUAUAGAUACACCACCACCAACGCCAAUACCAGAUUAUUCGUUCACCACCAUCAAAUACACUUUCGACUUACCCAGCCCACCUGGGCCGGAGACGCAAACGAGACAAAAGAUUCGGAUGAAUUCCUAUGACUUCGCUGUAACCCCACCAGAUUUCGGCAAAUUGACGCGCAGUUUAAUAGACGACUUUAAUAAAUACUUUGGUUUCAUGUUCCAAAAUAAUAAGCCAUCUAAACUUUCUACUCUUGCACGGAAACCAUUUAAUGCCCCCCUAAAAACUCCCCACCCUCCAAGAACCACAAAAAGGCUGUCAAAGUAUCUGAUGCGCAAUGAACAGAAACUGAAUUUGAUGUCCCAUGUUACUCCUGCUUCGGAGAAAGCUAUGCAUGAUUUUGAAAACCGAUUCCGACAUGUGGCCACUACGCCUGUUCAGUGGUGGACUGCCAAGAAGUCAGUCAGGGCCAGGGUUCCUCUCAUGCCUGCUGCAAGUUCUUUGUCCAAAUCGCAAUUGUGGGCACAGCAACACAUGAAGAAUUCUGCUCCGGUACACAGAGAAGGUGGUUUGACUCCUCAAGAGGAGCCUGGGUUUCCUCCAUCACAACCGGACCACAAAACUGCUGCUACCACUACAGAAACAACAAGGUUGACGGCAAGAACUGGCGUCUUCGAUAGUUUCGGAAUACCGCAGUACAAUCCACUGACGAGCACGUCUCUCAGUACUGCCGCUUCAUUCAACGAUACUCGCCUUAUAUUUGGAGACAUUGGAAUCAAGAAGAGUACGAAGGCUCCAACGGAAAGGAGAGUCUAUCUGAAGAUGAUGGAGGAACUGAAUGAGGGAUACCUGCCCAUCUUCCUCCUAGAAAUAUUCAGGAUCACUUCCUUGAAGGAUGAGAAACCAGUCAAAGAGCUAUUAGAAGAAGUAGAACUACAUGUUAAUACGUAA